AUGCUGUUCAAGUCACUUUUCGUCGUUGCAGCAGCAGCUCUGGCCGUCAACGCGCAAUCAGAGACCACAACGUCUUCUGCUGCGGCCGCAACUCCAAGCGGAAUUUCAGACUGUAUCAUUUCAUGCUCGACCCAAGCCGCCGCCGCAGGUGGCUGCUCCAGCUACACCGACCUUUCUUGUGUUUGCUACUCCACUUCAUUCCAGACUGCUGCCGGCGCAUGUCUGCAGGCUAACUGCACUGCUGCCGAGGUCGCCCAGGCCCAAGCGCUUCAACAAUCUGAGUGUGCAACGCUUACGGCGAACUCUUCGACCGCGACCUCGAGCGGAACAUCGAGCAAGACAUCGGCCACGAGUUCCGCCACGAGUUCUUCGUCCGCAAAAGCAACCUCAACUGGUGCUGCCACGGGUCUCGCACCUUCGCUUGCUCUCAACAGUGCAUUCGGCGGGCUUGUUGCCCUUGCUGGCGCCCUUAUUGGAACAGCACUCGUCAUGUGA
Suillus subaureus is the source of this 495-nucleotide messenger RNA. RefSeq lists its product as uncharacterized. NCBI's taxonomy places the organism in Eukaryota, Fungi, Basidiomycota, Agaricomycetes, Boletales, Suillaceae. Bases 1 to 495 code for a protein of 164 amino acids. The record is from RefSeq and is a predicted model, not a curated record. The transcript has 3 exons.